Messenger RNA from Erythranthe guttata (spotted monkey flower), 3256 nucleotides. RefSeq names its product F-box/LRR-repeat protein 15. NCBI's taxonomy places the organism in Eukaryota, Viridiplantae, Streptophyta, Magnoliopsida, Lamiales, Phrymaceae. Gene Ontology annotation, molecular function: protein binding. The record is from RefSeq and is a predicted model, not a curated record.
AUGGAGCAAGAUGAUUUGAACUUACGGGUUUGGGAAACUGUAGGCGAUGUUGUUGAGGGUGCAGAGAGGAAGGAGUUAGGGUUACAGGCGCUCGAUGGAAGUGCAGGAGCUAAAAACAAAAUCUUCGAUUUUGAUGACGAUAAAAGUAAGGAUUUGUUGCGUUGGAUAAAAACUGAUGUGGAGUCGAGACAUGACGCUGCUGGUGGUAGUGGAAGUCGUGGCGUGGAAGUGGAUGCUAACGUGGAAGUGGAUGUUAAUUUGAAUUUAGGGUUAGGUGGCGAGCCUUCAUCUUCAUCAACAACAGCAGUUGCUACUGAGAGAGACAAUGGUGACCGUGAUAUGCAGAAUAAACGUCCCAAAGUUCAUUCUUUUUCUCUGGAUUGGGGUACUAAUUUCGAAAGUGAAAUUCACUACUUCACUCGUGUGCAUGAGGAAGUUGGAGAUGCGGAUAUGCCUGAUGUUGUUGGAGAUGGUGCUAGAAGUGAUUUAUUAGAAGUUCGGAUGGAUCUUACCGAUGACUUGUUACAUAUGGUUCUCUCUUUCUUGGACCAUAUUGAUCUUUCCAGUGCAGCAAGGGUUUGUAGGCAGUGGAGGGAUGCAAGUUCUCACGAAGAUUUCUGGCGUUAUUUGAAUUUCGAGAAUCGAGCCAUAACUGCUGAACAAUUUGAGGACAUGUGUCAACGAUAUCCGAAUGCUACUGCAGUAAACCUGUACGGUACUCCUGCUAUCCAUCCACUCGGGAUGGAAGCAAUCUCGUCUUUAAGAAAUCUGGAGGCUUUAACUUUAGGCAAAGGCCAGCUGAGCGAGACUUUUUUCGAAGCGAUAACCGAGUGCCACACGCUGAGGAGUUUAACUGUCAAUGAUGCUACUUUGGGCAAUGGCAUUCAGGAAAUAUCCAUUUAUCAUGAUCGAUUGCGCGAUGUUCAGAUAGUUAAAUGUCGCGUGAUCCGAGUUUCCAUCAGGUGCCCUCAGCUCGAGACUUUGUCUCUGAAGCGGAGUAGUAUGCCACAUGCUGUUCUGCACUGCCCUCUAUUACGGGAGCUCGACAUAGCUUCUUGUCACAAGCUUUCAGAUGCUGCAAUCCGUUCAGCUACAACAUCAUGCCCACUCUUGGAAUCGUUGGACAUGUCAAAUUGUUCGUGUGUCAGUGAUCAGACGCUACAAGAAAUAUCUGCGUCUUGCGGAAAUCUCCGUGUUCUUGAUGCCUCAUACUGCCCAAACAUUGCAUUUGAAUCCGUGCGACUUCAAAUGUUGACAGUUCUCAAGCUUCAUAGCUGCGAGGGUAUUACAUCAGCGUCAAUCGCUGCUAUAGCUAAUAGUUCCAUGCUAGAGGUUCUUGAGCUUGAUAAUUGCAGUUUAUUGACAUCAGUGUCUCUGGAUCUUCUGCGCCUGCAGAACAUAAGGCUUGUACACUGUCGCAAAUUGACUGAUUUGAUCUUAAGAAGCAGUGUGCUAUCAUCAGUUACAAUUUCUAAUUGCCCUUCUCUCCAGAGAAUCAGUAUUACAUCAAAUGCCCUUAAAAAGCUAGUUUUGCAAAAGCAAGAAAGCUUGACCACAUUAGCAUUGCAAUGCCAUUUAUUGCAAGAAGUAGACCUUACAGAAUGUGAAUCUUUGACAAAUUCCAUUUGCGAAGUUUUUCGUAGUGAUGGAGGCUGUCCUAUAUUGCGAACAUUGGUUCUUGAUAGCUGUGAGAGCUUGACGGCAGUGAGUUUCUGCAGCACUUCGUUAGUCAGUCUUUCACUCGGUGGUUGCCGUGCAGUAACUUCUCUUGAUCUGAGUUGCCCUUAUCUAGAUCAUGUCUCUUUAGAUGGAUGUGAUCAUCUCGAGAAAGCAAGAUUCUCACCUGUUGGUCUGAGUUCCUUAAACUUGGGUAUAUGUCCCAAAUUAAAUGUACUCCAUAUUGAAGCUCCACAGAUGGUUUCACUCGAAUUGAAGGGAUGUGGUGUCUUAUCUGAGGCAUUCAUUGAUUGCCCACUUCUGACUUCUCUUGAUGCAUCUUUUUGCAGCCAACUUAAGGAUGAGUGUUUGUCUGCCACAACAUCAUCGUGUCCGCUUAUUGAAUCAUUGGUAUUAAUGUCGUGCCCCUCUGUUGGACCCGACGGACUUUCAUCUUUGCACUGCCUUCAAAGCUUGACCUACCUCGAUCUUUCAUACACCUUUCUGGUCAAUUUGCAACCGGUUUUUGACUCGUGUUUGUAUCUCAAGGUUCUAAAAUUGCAAGCAUGCAAAUAUCUUAGUGAUGCUUCAUUGGAGCCUCUCUACAAAGGCAAUGCUCUACCGGCUCUCACUGAACUGGACUUGUCAUACGGGACCCUCUGCCAGUCGGCAAUAGAGGAGCUUCUUGCUUGCUGCAGACAUUUAACGCACGUCAGCUUAAAUGGAUGUAUCAACAUGCACGACUUGGAUUGGGGCUCUCCAAUCGACGAUAGGCUCUUUGCAAUGAGCACUUUUCACGAGGCGUUUGACUCUCCUAUGGAAAAAGUCAACGAGCCCGUACAAUAUCAGGAUGACCGUUUGCUGCAGAAUCUCAACUGUGUUGGUUGUCCGAAUAUCAGAAAGGUGGUUAUUCCUCCUUCAGCUGGAUGCUUCCACCUUUCUUCGUUGAACCUCUCUCUGUCUUCAAACCUCAAGGAAGUCGACAUUUCGUGUUGCAAUUUGUAUCUUCUGAAUUUGAGCAAUUGCUACUCCUUGGAAAUUUUGAAACUCGACUGUCCAAAGUUGACCAGUCUUUUUCUUCAGUCUUGUAAUAUGAACGAGGAAGCAGUGGAAGGUGCGAUAAUGCAAUGUAACAUGCUCGAGACGCUUGAUGUUCGUUUUUGUCCAAAGAUAUCUCCAUUGAGUAUGGUGAUGUUACGCACAGCUUGCCCGAGUUUGAAGCGCAUUUUCAGCAGCCUAGUCCCCAACAUGAUUUCAUCAUCAACUUCGUAAACCAACGAUUCUCCAUAUAUCUCCUGUAGAUAGAUAAAUGAAUUAUUUUAUUUCGAGUACUACAACUUAAAAUAGGUUUAAUCAGAUUUUAAGAGUAAUAUAGUAAAUUAUAAUCACCUGUAUUCUCCUUUGUUGUCUUGUUAUUCAUUUCUUGACUGGUUUAACUGACUGUUGGCAACAUAUACUUUUGUUGAUUUAACCUUUUUUUUUUUUUUUUUAUCGAGGUUAUUCUUAAUCUCGGUUAUCGGUGGGUAUUUAUGUAUGUAUGUGGCCGGAUUAUAUAUCCCGAAUCUGCUAUUUAAAUAUGGAUUUUAUUUGAAUAUUGCCA